Messenger RNA from Fusarium coffeatum, 1512 nucleotides. RefSeq lists its product as uncharacterized. The record is from RefSeq and is a predicted model, not a curated record. NCBI's taxonomy places the organism in Eukaryota, Fungi, Ascomycota, Sordariomycetes, Hypocreales, Nectriaceae. The transcript has a single exon. The coding region runs from base 1 to 1512 and encodes 503 amino acids.
AUGAUCGGUACAUCUUUCGGUGAAUGGGUCUUUAUCCGCCUAUCCAUCGCCUUCUUUCGCUACACGCCAUUAAUUUACAUAUUUCUCAUUUUCCUCCUUCCUCUCAUCCAGCCCGUCGAGACAAUAUUUCCAGCUCUCUGUGUUCUCCUGGCAGCGUUGUUGGCAGAGACUGUGUACUACUUAUUUAUAUACAGACCAUUUCUCGGCCGGCUCAAGCGCGAUGCAAUUCACCCGCCAGCACUUUCGCGUAAGGAACGUGAGGCUCUGUUUGAGCGGUGUUUUGGGAAUGUGUCGGCGCCGGAUAUCUAUUUGAGGUGGUGGUUUCUGGAUGCGGAUCCGCAUGAGAUUCGAAGGGAUAAUGUGAGGGAGUUUAUCUUGUGGGCUUUCUUUGAGAGGCCUGAUGGUGAAGAGUUGGUUGAUGAAGAUGGCGAGACGGUGGAGGAGGAGGUUGAGCAUUAUCUGAGGCGUCUGGAGAGACGACUUGGACGACCGCUCAAAACUGGGCGGGGAAAUGCGAAGAGCCUUCGUCUCACACUUGACGGCAUCACGACGACGUAUCGCAGUCUUCCCUGGUAUAUCGUCAUCUUCAUUGUCGAUCAGGCCACCCAUCUCGCCUUCCGCUGGCACGGAUUUGAGUUCUAUCGCCGACCUCGCUCUUCUGCGCUUCGCAUGUUCCCUCCGCGACCACAAGAGCUGUAUCCAGGCCGACGGUCUCCCUCAACACGAUUGAGUUACUGGCACCGCCCGCACACAGCUCAAGACAAGCUUCCCGUUGUGUUCUUCCACGGCAUUGGAAUUGGAUUAUGGACAUAUGUUCGUUUCCUGGCUGGACUUCAUGAAACCGAUGAUGGAAGUGGAAGCGUUGGUGUAAUCGCCCUCGAAAUCCUGCCAAUCUCAUUCCGCCUCACGCCAGCCAUCCCUGAUAAGGCCGAGUUCUUGACUCAAAUGACCGCCAUCCUGGAUCACCAUCGUUGGGAGAAAUUUGCCCUCGUAUCGCACUCUUAUGGCUCCGUCUUGACAACUCAUAUGCUCCAUGAUUCCAGGCUCAAACAUCGCGUACCAUCACUUGUCCUUAUCGACCCUGUUACCAUCAUGCUCCAUCUUCCUGAUGUGGCAUACAAUUUCACUCGCCGAAAGCCAAAGCGAGCAAAUGAGUGGCAGCUGUGGUAUUUCGCCAGCACGGAUCCCGGUGUAGCGCUUUGUCUCGGUAGAUAUUUCUUCUGGCGCGAGAAUAUCCUGUGGAAGGAGGAUCUUUUGGGAACCCAAGACGAUGGCCGCCGUACAAGACAUGCUGCAGUGACACUUUCUGGUCGCGACCUCAUAGUCGAUACGGCCACGGUUGCGGAAUACCUGGGAGUUGAUCUGGAAUCGCGCACUCGAGGUGUAGUAGCCGAAUCGCACAACGGCGUCGAGGUGGUCAUGUUUCCAACGCUGGACCAUGCGCAAGUGUUUGAUGAUCGAUCAAGUAGAGAUUCGGUGAUUCAGAUGGUUAAAUCCAGAUGUGAGAGUUAG